Molecule: messenger RNA, 2106 nt
Organism: Toxotes jaculatrix (banded archerfish)
Lineage: Eukaryota; Metazoa; Chordata; Actinopteri; Toxotidae
Gene: slc67a1
Product: solute carrier family 22 member 18
Exons: 10
Coding region: 438-1688 (416 amino acids)
Biological process (GO): transmembrane transport
Molecular function (GO): transmembrane transporter activity
Source: RefSeq, a predicted model, not a curated record
GUUUGAACGCACCGCGGUAGUAAACUUCCACAUUCCCGGUUGAUCGUCUUUUCCUUUCUCCUUUAAUAAGCGUCGCUGUUCGGCCAGUUUCUUUUUUUACGGUAUUUUCGACAGGAUAUGGGCUCACGGACAGGUCCAUCUGUCCCCUUAAAACCGAACACUUCAGUUUUCCCAUAAUGGAUUAUAUUUUGUCGUAACUAGCUAACGUUAACGUCCACCUCGGUAACGCCCCCGUGCCGCCUCUCAGCUCCAAAGUACAACCGACGUUAGGUUUACUGGCUCAUGUGAAAGUUCACUCGGGUUAAAGGGUGUUAUUUUACCGGGCGAGCGACUCCUCGAUUUUAGCCUCAGACAGUUUGACUUCCACCGACUUUCACUUUCCGUCACACGGUGAAGUUACGUUAACGGCACCGUAAAGGUGUGUUUUAGGCACCGAAAUGAGUCGAAAAGGCGAAACGACCGUGGAAACCCCCGGUGCCGGCCAACAACCGGAGAGGACGAAAGUCAUUUACAUCGUUUACAUCAUCGCUGCUUUGGACAUAACAUGGAUGUUUUUGCAGUUUUCUGUAACCCCUUAUUUGGCAAAGAAGCUUGGCUUUGACACUUUGUGGUUUGGUUAUUUGCAAACCAUGGUGGGCAUCACUCAGCUGCUGGGGGGUCCUAUGUUUGGAAGGUUUGCAGAUCUCUUCGGGGCACGAGCAGCCUUGUCUCUGGCCUGUUCUGCAACUGUUGUUUUCUUCCUGCUGCUGGCCAUAGCAGACCAUCCUGCCAUGCUGUUCAUCCACAAAAUACCCACGGUCUUCAUGCACGUCCUGCCUGCGUCUCAGAUGGUUGUUGCAGACCUUUCAGAACCUGAAAAACGGGCAGAUGCUUUGUCCAAACUAGGUCUGUGUUUUGGCGUCGGUAUGAUCGCGGGCUCCACGCUGGGCGGACAGCUCAGCAUGCGCUAUGGGGAGACAUUUACUGCAUGUUUUGCGGCUGUGGGGAGUGCCUUCAGUUUACUGCUGGUUUUAAAGUUUAUCCCAAAAACUACUAAAGCUCAAGCUCCAAGAACCAACGCUGAAAGUGAGAACAAAAGCAAGUCAGUAUUCAAUGUGGGAGAGAUCACAAGACUGAUGAAGUUUCCAGGUGUGACUCCGACUUUUGCUGUGAAGAUCGUGGCCGGGUUGCCAUCAGGCAUUUUUCAAGUGAUGUUUUCUAUCAUUGCACUGGAGUUCUUCAAGCUGCAGCCUGAGGAGAAUGGUUAUCUGAUGGCCUAUUUUGGCGUCGUGCAAAUGGUUAUUCAGGGAGGAGUGAUCGGUCGACUCACAGCGAGAUACUCUGAGAGCUCGCUGCUGCUUCUGUCCAUCGGCGUUUCUUCUUUGGUGGGACUGGCUCAGGCUUACAUGCAGAACGUGUUCCACUUGUGCGUCAUCGUCGUCCCCAUGAUGUUUUCCCUCAGUAUGUUUAACGUCAUCACAGACAGCAUGCUCACCAAGAGCGUACCGUCCUCUGACACAGGCACAAUGCUGGGGCUGUGUGCAUCCGUUCAGUCUCUGCUUCGCACUGUUGGUCCGACUGCUGGAGGCUUCCUGUAUGUAAACUAUGGUAUUUCCUCAAUAGGCCUAAUCCAGUUUGUUGUCAACGUUGCAGUGUUUGUUUAUCUGCUGCAGCGUCGGCUCAAGAAGACAGACGCACAAAAGAAAUGAAAACACUUAGUUCUUGAAAAGCUGUUUUUCAUCUCCACACUGUCCAAAACCAAAAACAGGAAGUGGAAAUCAAUAUUUGAUUUUUUAGGAACAAUCUCUUCUACACUUGCACAAACUCAUUCUCAAAACACUGUGAUGCAGCUGUUUACAGUUCUGCAUUAUUCAUGUUUUUCACUCUGUUGUUCAAUCUGUGGUCGAGGCACCAAACCGGACCAAACCACUAGAUGGCAGCAAAUCCCCCAUUUUAGUUCAUUGUUCUCACUCACAUUAGAGAACAUUUUUUUUAUCAGUUUGCUGAUAAUGAGAUUUUAUUAUCUUUAGUCAAAAAAUAUUAAUUAAUAGAACAAUCAAUCAAUCAUUUUUAAAUGAAUAUAGCUAGCUAUAUCAGAACAUUUUUUAAUUUGUAAUGAAAGUUUAU